AAAUAUCUCAUGUCUUCAUUAAUUAGGUGGCCACUUAUCAGUAGAUCCUAAGCCCUCCAAUCGACGAGGGCGCUAGGUCCGGCGAGAUCACCUCGGCGAAGAAGACCAAAAAAAUGCAGAAACCUGUGAUUCCAGCUUGGAAGAGAUUAGGCUUGAAACUCAAAUACGCGGAUGAAGUUUUCGAGUCUACGGGGAAUUCGAACGGGGACGGAGGUGUCAUUAGGAGCCAUAAGUCUGUCAAGCCCAGUUCAGCCAAAGAAGAGCAACAGGUCUCGGAUGAACCUCCUCGCAAAAAAAGAAAGGCUUCGACAGGCUCCGAUGAAAUUCGCCAGGCUUGGCUAGCAAACGGCACCGACGCACCCAACGGCAAGCCGUCCGAAAAAGCCACGAAAAAGCUCAAGAAAAGAGUAUCAUUCUCCGCUGAUGUCAAAGCUGACUCCGAAAUGCCUGGGACAGCACCAGUGGAAGCAGGGUCCAACCUUGAAGGAGCCCCAGCGACUAAGCGGAAGAAGGAGAAGAAGAAAAGCAGAGCUGCUUCAGAUGCUCAGCGGCCUUUGAGUUCGGGAUUGAAUCCAGCUCUCGAGUAUCUGAGCCAGUACCAUACCGCACGGUCGACCUGGAAAUUCAACAAAAGUAGAGAAAUAUGGAUUCUGAAACAUGCACUUUCAGAGACAGAUAUUCCCAAAAGCUAUGAUUUGGCUCUUGCAAGAUAUGUACACGGAUUGAAGGGCGCCGGCGCCAGAGACAGGCUGAAGACGGCAUGUAUGGAUAUGUUGAAGGAGCAGCCAAGCAAGGCAGACACAAGCGAUCAGCUAAAUGACGGCCACGACGAUCAAGAUAGGCACUUCCAGGCCCGUUUCGGAAACGAGCUUCAGGAGCUUCAAGAAGGCGCCAAAGCUGAUAAAGACAGUGGCGAGUUCGAAACAUGGAUCCAACACCAGCCGCGCUCGAAACUCUUGCUUUGGAGCCUGGGGCAUGAUGAGGCGGUUACGAAUUCAAGCAAGCUUGGCUCAUUCGCUACAGACGGUAAAGGAAACACAAGAACACCCCAAACAAAUGGAGUAGACGCACAGAAGUCGACGCAGAAGAAGAAAAAGAACAGGACGGCGGUUGUUGAAUAUGAAAGCUCCAGCUCCAGCUCCAGCUCCAGCUCAAGUAGUGAAAGUGAUACGGAUGGCGACAGCGAGAGCGAGAGCGACCAUGAUGCAUCUCCGGAAGAGGCCGAGGAGACGACUUCCAGCAGCGGCAGUGACAGCAGUACCAGUGAUGAGUCCAGCAGCGGUUCGGACAGCGAGUAGGUUAUGCUCUAGAGGACUUCAUGGAGGCAAAAUACUAAGGUUACGGGACGCAAUAGUCUGCCAAUAUAACGCUAUCGGUGGUACAAAUAAUGAUCAUUGGAU
Molecule: messenger RNA, 1400 nt
Organism: Exophiala xenobiotica
Lineage: Eukaryota; Fungi; Ascomycota; Eurotiomycetes; Chaetothyriales; Herpotrichiellaceae
Exons: 1
Coding region: 114-1298 (394 amino acids)
Source: RefSeq, a predicted model, not a curated record